GCCUAAUGGCUAGGUAGGUUGGUAGAAGGCGCGCCCUUGGCGGGAAUUCGCCUGUAAGACGGCAAGUCCCACUCGUUUUAGCUCAAGUACUUUACAGCGACCUCGGCCCCUGCUCGGCCUCCGAACCCCUCAAACAGGCACUGGAUCCUAUAAAGCAUCUUGUAUCACUGGCAUCGAAUAUCUGAGAACGCCGGGGUUUGAGUCUGCAGUACGCAUAUUUGUGUGGCAUUUUCCUUUUUGGUUCUUGUGGUUUUCUUUUUGGAGUCGGCUCGAGCCCAGCAGCCCUGAUUGGACGGCCUUGGUCCGUCGCUAGGCGUGUGUCACUGUAGCUGGUAAGAAUGGGUGCCAAUCGCGCUGGGGCAUGCGGUGUCAUGAUGUCCCUUGCUUGGUGUUUGUUGUUAUUCGCACCCCCUAGCCCGCUCGCUGAUGCCCGAUGUGUGUAGAUAGAGACUCCGUUCAGCCACGCCAUAUUGAAAAUGCCGGCCAUUAUGGAUGAUCCCUCGGCUCCGACCAUCCAUCGCGUGUCCGGGGCCCUUCCGUACCCGGACCCGAGUCGGCCGGCGCUGCCCGCAAAUAUCCGGCCACGCCAGGUAACCCUCAGAGACCGCCAGAGCGUUGCCACUGUUGUGCCCUUGGUGUCGCGUGACCAGGUUCCGCCCUCGUUACUGCGUUACCUGUCUGACCAAUUUGCUAAGGAGAUCGAGUCCGGGGAUACUUAUCCCAUGAUAGAGCCUAUGCCCUUUGAGAAGUUCUCUGCAUACUGGCUCCAGAAUUUCGCCGGCAUCAUGCUUCUUGGCCAGAUAAACAGCCCAGACGAAGUUGUCGAGGGCAAGGACUGGUCUCGGGAAUGUCUAGGUAGUUUCUAUAUCAAGCCUAACUACCCCGGCCGAAGCAGCCAUGUAUGCAAUGCUGGGUUUCUGGUUACGGAUCUCGCUCGCAACCGUGGCGUUGGCCGCCUCAUGGGUGAAGCCUAUCUGGACUGGGCACCGAAGCUAGGUUACACGUAUUCCGUGUUCAACCUUGUCUACGAAACAAAUGUGGCAUCGUGCAAGAUCUGGGAUGCUCUCGGCUUUAAGCGCAUCGGUCGUGUCAAGGGCUGCGGAAAUUUGAAGUCGUAUCCGGACAGGCUAGUCGAUGCCAUUAUCUACGGCCGUGACCUGGGAACCGACGCCAGCGAAGGAGGCGACCCGCUACUUGUGAGUGAAGAACGUUUCGACAAGAUCAAAUUUUACCUCAAAUCACGGCGCUACCCCAACGGAUCUGACCGCGCGGAGAAAAGCAGGCUCCGGAGCGCAGCGACGCACUAUAAGCUUCUCGACAACGAUGUUUUGAUGCUCAAGGAUAAAGAGGUCAUAAGUGAUCCGAUGCGUCAGAUGGCCAUCGCUAGAAAAACCCACGAAGAGGGUGGUCAUGCUGGCAUCAAUAAAACCACGUCGGUGAUUGCCGAGAAGUACCACUGGAGUCGCAUAAAAGAGACUGUCUCGGAUGUAAUUAGGACUUGUGAGCAUUGCAAGGACCUGGGCAAGAGCCCAUCUGCUCAGAGCCAAAACCAGAACCAGAAUAUAAGUCAAAAUCAAACCCAAGAUCAGCCUGAAAGUCAACAACAGACCUUUGCUAGUGCUCCAGGCCAAUUCCAUGAUGUGAGCGAGAUACGAAAUAUCCCAGACUGUACCACUGACUUCAUGGCACCCCAGCCGCCACCGCCUCACGGCGUCGUGGAAGCUGCCAACAGUAUUAUUGGCUUGCACUCGUCUAUGCAUGAAACCUCGCAUCUAGUGACACACUCCAACAACCCCUAUGUGCAUGCUAGUGAUAUAGCAUCCCUACUCAACCCCCCUUUCCAUGCCCCGUCUAGUCCCGGUAUCCAUGGGCCGACUCACGAUCUCAUGUUGCAUGGAGGGCUUCACGAUGCUUCUGCAGUGGCCGCGCGGGUUUCCCUGCACGAUGCCGAAAUGUAUCACCCGAUUGAUCCGCAGAUAAUCUCACAACCCGUCACAAGUCACCCGCACCAUCACCACCCGAACACAUUCGACAAUUUCCGCCCACGCAUCCCGCUAUCGCACCAUCACAGUCUCCCCGAGCAUCACGAUCCAAGAGGUUCUAACAUAUCGCAUUCAUCUCUAUCAGCGCACGAUCUAGACUACAGUCCACACGUUUCCCACGCACCACUCCCCAACGAGGCAUUACACGGCGUGGUGGCUACACAAAAUCCCUCCCACGACCCCGACUCCUUUCAAGCACUCCUCAACGACGCAGACGCCGACGUAGCCCUAUCAUUACAUCCCCACCCCCAUCACCAUCGCCACGACCACGACCAAGACCAAGACGCCGUGGACAGGGACAUGGCGAUGCUAAUCGAGCACGACGACGACACGCCCUCGCCGUCUUCAGACCCGUCGCUGCGGUGCGAAAUGGACAUCGACGACCUCUGUCUCGGCACUUCUACCAAGGCCGCCGCGCAGCAAAAAAGAGCCAUGGACGGGAAGGAGAAAGACGGCGGCGAUCAUGCCGCUGACGGGGACAUAAGUCUGGCGUACGGGACGAAGAGAAGUGAUAUCUACGACGUUGUAUUCGAUGCGCAGGGGCAAAGCCAAGGCGAAUGAAAAUCCAUGAACGGCUUGGGGCGGGGGUGGGUUCAGCUUCGAUUUGGUGAUGUGAAAUGACGUGAUAUGACCUCUGUUAAAUACAUAGCGAUUAGUAGUAACCCUCUUUGUAAAGAAAGCGAGAAAUGUGUUUUCAGCGGAUAUAUAUACAUAUAUAUAUAGCUUUCUUUAGAUGAAUUUCACGGGAUGGGUAACUGAGGAAAAGGGGUUGCUUGAAAAAAUACUGCCUGUUAGUGAAAUCGGAUCAAACACACGCAUUCUGACCUUAUCAAUGCUCAGUUACAUACACUAGGGAA
This is a messenger RNA of Xylaria bambusicola, 2899 nucleotides long. RefSeq lists its product as uncharacterized. The record is from RefSeq and is a predicted model, not a curated record. Lineage: Eukaryota; Fungi; Ascomycota; Sordariomycetes; Xylariales; Xylariaceae. Gene Ontology annotation, molecular function: acyltransferase activity, transferring groups other than amino-acyl groups. The transcript has a single exon. The coding region runs from base 477 to 2603 and encodes 708 amino acids.